AUGAAUGACAAAUGUAUCAAUUUCCAUUUAGCUGGCCAUCGUAGUGGCAUUAGCCUAAAUAAUAUACAGCAAUUUGCUACUUGUGAUGAGGAGGUACCACUUCUUGGAUAUGAAAGUGGAGUAAAACCAUCUGCGACAUCUCACGAAGUAGGCAAAAGUAAAUCCUUUAUACCAACAGCAAAUACAUGCUGCUGCAGGUUACUGCUACCAACACCAUCUCUUGAGAUUGCUUUACCAGAUAAGGAAACUUUGUUGCAACUGUACGAUAUGGCUUUGUUAAAUGCAUAUUUUUGA
Paramuricea clavata is the source of this 294-nucleotide messenger RNA. NCBI's taxonomy places the organism in Eukaryota, Metazoa, Cnidaria, Anthozoa, Malacalcyonacea, Plexauridae. The record is from the annotation of a GenBank genome assembly.